Molecule: messenger RNA, 1587 nt
Organism: Ostreococcus lucimarinus CCE9901
Lineage: Eukaryota; Viridiplantae; Chlorophyta; Mamiellophyceae; Mamiellales; Bathycoccaceae
Exons: 2
Coding region: 1-1587 (528 amino acids)
Biological process (GO): protein phosphorylation; intracellular signal transduction
Cellular component (GO): cytoplasm
Molecular function (GO): ATP binding; protein serine/threonine kinase activity
Source: RefSeq, a predicted model, not a curated record
AUGGAGGGCGGGGAGGACAGCGGGACGCACGCGAGCGGGGGGGCGUCGCGAGGGCAAGCGGAGAUUUACCUGCCGAACUAUCGCAUCGGGAAGACGCUCGGGAUCGGGUCGUUCGGGAAGGUGAAAGUGGCGGAACACGUGCUGACGGGACACAAGGUGGCGAUCAAGAUUUUGAAUCGGAAGAAGAUCAAGGCGAUCGACAUGGAGGAAAAGGUGCGACGGGAGAUUAAGAUUUUGCGGCUGUUCAUGCAUCCGCACAUCAUUCGGUUGUACGAGAUAUUGGAGACGCCGCACGACAUCUUUUUGGUGAUGGAGUACGUGAAGUCGGGCGAGUUGUUCGAUUACAUCGUGGAGAAGGGACGAUUGGGGGAAAACGAGGCGAGGCAUUUCUUUCAACAAAUCAUAUCGGGGGUGGAGUAUUGCCAUCGGAAUAUGGUCGUGCAUCGCGACUUGAAGCCGGAAAACUUGUUGCUGGAUUCGCGGAAUAACGUCAAGAUUGCGGAUUUCGGGUUGUCGAACGUCAUGCGGGACGGUCACUUUUUGAAGACGUCGUGCGGGAGUCCCAACUACGCCGCGCCAGAGGUGAUUAGCGGCAAGCUGUACAGCGGCCCCGAGGUGGACGUGUGGAGUUGCGGGGUGAUUUUGUACGCGCUUCUGUGUGGAUCGUUGCCUUUCGACGAUGAAAGCAUCCCAAACUUGUUUAAAAAGAUCAAGGGUGGGGUAUAUAGCUUACCAAGCCAUCUGAGCCCGGGGGCGCGAGACUUAAUAUCGCGCAUGCUCUUCGUAGACCCGCUCAAGCGAAUCACCAUGGCGGAGAUUCGUCACCAUCAGUGGUUCGUCGUGCAUCUACCGCGCUAUCUCGUGGUACCGCCGCAAACGCAGAUAUCGCAAACAUCCAAUCUCGAUGGGGAGACUUUGGAUAUGGUGAUCAACUUAGGCUUUGAGCGCGAACCGUUGAUUGACGCUCUAAGGCAUCAAAUCCGUAACAAGGCGACGGUGACGUAUUACUUGCUACUGGACAAUAGGCGAAACAUAUACGGUGGGUACUUAGGCGCCGAAUACGACGAUGCAGAGAUCAUGGCGGAACACAACAACAUGCGACACGGCGUCGCGUCUGCACUAGGCGUGCGACGACCGAGUCAAGUGCACGCGCACAUGAUGCAACAGCGUCUCGUCGCCGAGCAGCGUUGGAUGCUUGGAACGGCUUCAAAGAUGGGCGCACUAGACGUUUUCAACGAGUUGAUUCGCGUAUUACGCGUGAUGGACGUGUCUUGGAAGAAGAACGGACCGUAUAACAUGAAGUGCAUGUGCGUUCUCCACUGCCACGGCGACGCUAUGGACAACGACAUGGCGGACGGUGACGUCGCGGCGGGCGAUCAAGACGCGAUGGACGAAGACCUCGGCGUCACGACACCACCAAUGAGCGAAGACGGUCGACAGCGUGAGCCUACGGUGUUGAAGUUUGAACUCCAAGUGUACAAGAUGCCAAACGAUAGGCUAAUGGUGGAUUUCCAGCGCGUGGAUGGAGGUGUGAUGAUUUCGCUCGAUAUCGCCGCAAAGCUCAUGAAAUUGCUCGAAUUGCAUUAG